AUGUUUCUUUUCCUCUUCGUCGGACUGAUUUCGAUCUCGUCUGUGUUGACCGACUGGCCAGCAGGCCGGAAGAGCGACGUCAUCAUCAUCUUCUUGGCUCGGGCAGUUUGCAUAGUCAUCUUGCUCACAGAAGGCGUGGUGUCAGAUGUCGUUGCUCAAACCAUCGCACAAUCGAGCAGAGUCGAUCGUGUAGUCGAUGCAGACAAUGGUGUCCAUGUCACCACUCGCUCGUUGCCUGCUAUCAAUGAGCAAUACGAGCUGGCUAUACGUACUCCCGCUCCAUCUGCCGCGCCUUAUGACUGCGCCUGUGGGAAAGCGACGACGUUGACGAUCUGGCUCGGUCUGGAAGACACAGGCAAGAGCAAUACUCGCGUCUCAGCCUGGAAUGACGAAAGCUUUGUCUGGAUGCUAUCAGAGGGCUUGUUCGCAUUUGAUGCCGCACUACAAAUCCUCGUCCUCUCCGAUGGCAGAGGCAUCAAACAGAAAGUCAUCCAGCGGACCAACGCUCGAUCGUUCGUCAGCAUAGGCCUCAACAAAGACCCGUACGGCCAAGUGCGAUCGAGUUUGUUCACCUUUACCAUCGAUGCUACCGAUGACCAAAAGAUGUGGGACGACACCGCGCGACGAUGCUGCCGAGCUAGCGUCAAGCUGAACAUCACCUUGGGCGUCAACGAUGACUUUCUCUCGCCCUUUAACACUGCUACAACAGCCAUCAACUGCGGCCAGAAGGUGACGGGCAACCCAGAAUGCGAGCCAGGCAAAUCGACAGCAACUUGUUCUGAGCCUUUCCGCUCGAUCCGCCCCGAGCCAGUCGCGGAAGUGGACCUGCCCUUCGUGCGCACGUACAAUGUCUUGUACCAGGCAAAUGCGCGAUGCCCCAUACCGCGAGAAGGCGGAGGCCGUUUCCCGCAUGCUCUGUAUAACACUCAGUCGGGAGCCUUCCAGACCACCGUCGUCCUCGUUGGCAGGGGACCGCCGCGCUAUUGGGCACCCUCUCAUGCCACCUUUGGUAUGUUCCGCGCCUCUGUCUCGCUUGAAGCAAUCAGUCAGACCCCUCGCGAUUCUUGGAUCGACUUUUCUGUUCGCUUCCGUGGCAUUGGUGAAGAUCAAGACGGAUGGCCCGAUAACGACAAGAUGUGCUGCGAUCCCAUGGCAGAGUACAAAUUGCGGCUUUUUCUCUCCCGUCAGAGCGGUACCUGGAUGAGUGGACCUGGGCGGGAAAUGUUCGUCGCUUGUCUUCCAAGCAGACUUGCUUCUAGCUCGAACAGCCGCGCCAGGUGCGAGACAACGCAUCCGUACCCUUACGAAUACGAAUGCUCCUCAAUCUCGCGGGAACUCCAGAUUCAGACUGUUGGCAGUGCGACAAUGUAA
This is a messenger RNA of Mixia osmundae IAM 14324, 1371 nucleotides long. RefSeq lists its product as uncharacterized. Lineage: Eukaryota; Fungi; Basidiomycota; Mixiomycetes; Mixiales; Mixiaceae. The record is from RefSeq and is a predicted model, not a curated record. The transcript is spliced from 9 exons. Bases 1 to 1371 code for a protein of 456 amino acids.